Ilex paraguariensis (yerba mate) is the source of this 459-nucleotide messenger RNA. The record is from the annotation of a GenBank genome assembly. Lineage: Eukaryota; Viridiplantae; Streptophyta; Magnoliopsida; Aquifoliales; Aquifoliaceae.
AUGGGCGAUUCUAAGGGUGAUGGUUCUUGUUCUUUUGAGGAGGUUCAAGAAGAAGAAUUCCUUUUAGCACUGUCGAGACAGCCUUUAGAGGCCGUGAAGGCUCUUUUCAGCGUGGUUUCAAAUGACAAGCUAAGCAAGCUAGUGACAACUCCUUACAAUUAUAAAAUCACCCAAGCCGUUCAUGGCCUUGCCACGUCUAUUGCCUUUAUCAAAGCCCUCAAUGUUGAAUGGCAAAAGCUAUUCGCCCAUAACAAAGCUCAAACCCUUGAGUUAGUCUCUUACAAAGAAGAUAUGGAAAAUCUUCGCCACAAGGGACAGGCUAAGAAGUUGUUCCCAAAGAUGGACUUUGAUUCGAUCAUGCCCGUCUUUCUUGAGAUUGAGGAGAAGGGGAAGGAUGCUGAGGUCCAUGAAGCUCAUGCUGAAGGGAAUCUCGAGAUUUCUGCUGAAUGGGGAUCUUGA